UUGAAAGAGACAACGGAAAUACUUAAUGAAAAUAGAGUGUUCAUAAAUGAGAUUUUGGGAAUUUUUAAAAAAGUAUUUGAGACUAAAAUGGAAUGGAGUGCAUUUGAGGCCUUUUGGGAAGAAGAAAAACGAAAUGGAAAUCCAUAUGCCAAGGCUAUUGUGAGCUAUGAUUUAAGUGAAAGAAAAUGCAUAGUUUUAAUAGAUCAUCGAUACAUUGAACUUGAUGUUUCCAUGCCAUUGAGCAAGAAUAUCGAAAAGUAUUUUUCAAAAAGAAAAAAGGCACUUGACAAAAGUGAUAAAACCAAAGCCGCAUUAGAAAACAUUGUGGACAAACUCAUUCCAAAAAAGGCAAUAGUUCCGGCACAGAAAAGAGAACUCUAUUGGUUUGAAAAAUUUCAUUUUUUCAUUAGUACAGAAAAUGAAUUGGUGAUUGGAGGAAAGAAUGCACAACAGAACGAAAUUAUAGUCAAGAAGCAUUUAGAACCAACUGAUUUAUAUUUCCACUGUGAUAUACAUGGCGCAAGUUCAAUAGCAUGCAAAGGAAGAAGUGAAGUAACCAUUGAAGAGGCAUCUUACAUGGCUCUAUGCAUGUCAAAGUGUUGGGAUGAGGGUGUUAUAAAGCCAGUAUUUUAUGUCGAACCUGAUCAAGUAUCAAAGUCAGCACCUAGUGGGGAGUAUAUUACAAAAGGAUCGUUUAUGAUAAAAGGCAAGAGAAACAUAAUGAAUCCUUACAGACUUGAAUAUGGAAUUGGACUUUUAUUUAAAUUGGAAGGCUCCCAAAACAUUCUUGAAUUUUCAAGUAACCCAGCAGAUGAUGCUAAAAUUUUGUAUGGAUUGCCAGUUUCAGCACCCUGGAUUUGUGUUAAAAACUAUAAAUACAAAAUAAGACUUUGCCCAGCAUCUGAGAAGAAGUCAAAAUUAUGUCAAGACAUCAAAACAAGCUUUGAAAGUCUUUCAGAAGGAACUCUAGAAGAAAAAUAUGUAAAAUCAAUAGGAUUAGAUGAGUAUAUGAAUGUAGUUCCCGGAAAAUCCAAAAUUGCUAAGCUUCUCAAGUAA
Molecule: messenger RNA, 1056 nt
Organism: Vittaforma corneae ATCC 50505
Lineage: Eukaryota; Fungi; Microsporidia; Nosematidae
Exons: 1
Biological process (GO): rescue of stalled cytosolic ribosome
Cellular component (GO): RQC complex
Molecular function (GO): tRNA binding; ribosomal large subunit binding
Source: RefSeq, a predicted model, not a curated record